UAGCAUUUGGAGGAAAUAAAAAAGCGACCGUUAGCAAAUAAUUUUGUACUAAAUUUAUUUGAAAAUAGGAGUAUAGAAAGUUUCUUGAGGCUUCUGGACGACAAAUUCCAUUGCCUUCUUUUAUUUCUCACUUUCAGGAGAGAGACCGACAAGAGAAAUCACGGAGACCCGCCAUAAUCUUUUUGGAAAGAACAAGAGGAAUUGAAACUCCAAUUUUCGUUUCUGUUGUGUGUUCUGAAGUUGAAAUGGAUCCUGAAACUGCCCUAGAGCUUGUAAAGCAUGGUGUGACAGUUCUCCUCCUCGAUGUUCCUCAGUACACCCUCCUUGGAAUUGAUACCCAGAUGUUCUCUGUAGGGCCUUCUUUCAAGGGUAUAAAGAUGAUUCCUCCAGGACCUCAUUUCCUUUAUUACAGCUCAUCGAGCAGAGAUGGCAGAGAGUUUUCACCAAUUACUGGCUUUUUCGUAGACGCUGGUCCCUCUGAGGUUAUUGUUCGGAGGUGGGAUCAGAGGGAGGAGCGCCUGGUAAAAGUAUUAGAAGAAGAGGAGGGGCAAUUUAGGGAAGCAAUUAGAAGAUUGGAGUUUGACAGACAGCUUGGUCCGUAUAAUCUGGGUCAAUAUGGAGAAUGGAAACGUAUGUCUAACCACAUCAACAGUACUACAAUUAAACGACUAGAACCCAUAGGAGGUGACAUUACUGUGGUGUGCGAACCUGGAAUUUCUCAGAGCACUUCCAAGUCAGCAGUAGAGAAAGUUCUGGAUGAUCAGUUAAAGGGUAGUAAGUUUGCAACACCUGUUGAUUCAUCUCAGAGUAGAGGAUGCUAUUAUGCAAAAAUUCCCCAUGUUAUCAAGCAGAGAGGAGUCCAUGGGCAGGAGCUUACUUAUUUAAAUCUCGAUAAGACUUUACUACUAGAAAACCAACUGAAAAAAUAUUUUGGAGGUUCAGAGGACCUACUUCUUGGGGAGCUACAGUUUGCAUUCGUUGUCUUUUUGAUGGGACAAUCACUUGAAGGAUUUCUACAGUGGAAGUCAUUAGUUACCUUGCUUUUUGAGUGCAGAGAAGCUCCUUUUUGCACAAGGAGCCAACUAUUUACAAAGUUCAUUAAGGUUAUCUACCAUCAAUUGAAAUUUGGAUUAGAGAAAGAUCGUUCUAAUGAUAAAGCAGGAUCAUCAUCAAUAUUGUUAGAUGAAUCAUGGUUUUCUGCUGAUAGUUUCUUACAUCAUUUAUGUAAGGAUUUCUUUUCAUUGGUGCUAGAGGCUCCGGUUGUUGAUGGAGAUCUUCUGACAUGGGUAUGUGGGUCAAGACUUAUUUCAUAUACCGCUUAUAAGAUGCAGACAAGAAAACUCAAGGAACUGUUAGAGAACAGACUGGGCUGGAAAUUCCAGAAUAUUGCAAUUGAUGGAAUUUCCUUUGAUGAAGAUGAUGAGUUUGCUCCUGUAGUUGUGAGGAUGGAUGAUUCUUCGUCGUCAUGAGAUUUUGUAAAGUUGAAUGGGAAAUGGGCCUUCAUCCUACAAGUGUAGAAGAGAAUUUGGAUUGGGCUUAAAUGGGAGACCAAAAGCCGAAGCAAAAGCUUAGAGGAAGAUGAAUCCUUUAUAAGUAGAAAAUAAAUGGUUGGAUAAUCUGUUUCUCUGCUUUAUAAAUAGAACUUUUUUUUUCUUUUAGCUUUGUUUUUGUUUAUUUUUUUUAGAUCUUUCGUUCUAAUUGUGUUUUCCAUGUUUAUUCUGUUUAUUCUUUUUAGAGACAGUAAGGGAGAACAAAUUAAUUGUUAAGAGAGAUAAAAGUAAGUACCAUUAACAUAUAUUUUAUGCGGUCAACCUAAAUGAGCUCAACUUAAUUAAUACUUGUGUGUAUUUGAUAACAAAAA
Cucumis sativus (cucumber) is the source of this 1861-nucleotide messenger RNA. Its product is annotated as protein AAR2 homolog. The record is from RefSeq and is a predicted model, not a curated record. The transcript is spliced from 14 exons. Bases 246 to 1469 code for a protein of 407 amino acids. Gene Ontology annotation, biological process: spliceosomal tri-snRNP complex assembly. NCBI's taxonomy places the organism in Eukaryota, Viridiplantae, Streptophyta, Magnoliopsida, Cucurbitales, Cucurbitaceae.